AUCAUGACUUCGGUCAAAGAGCAGGAAGCCAUCAGGAAGCUGAUGGUUUUCUUGCAGGAAUGGGACAGUGCCCACACAGUUGCUCGAAGCCACAUCCUGGACAACUUCAUUAAAAGCAAUGAAGGGAAGACAGAACCAGAGCUGGAGCUGGAGUUCUCCCAGGGAGGCAGCUUGUUUCUGGCUCGCGUAACAGUGUGGCUCAGGAUGUCCUACAUGUACAGCACAUGCCUCAACAAGGUGUUCAAGUCCAUUGGCAUCUUCCUGUCUGCUGCAAGUGGGCACAGGUACCUUAUUGAGUUUCUGGAGAUUGGAGGUGUCUUGACUCUCCUGGAAAUACUAGGGCUGAACUACCUGAAAGAAGAGGACAAAAGGGAGUCUGUAAAGUUGCUGCAGCUCAUCGCAGAUGCUGGCAAGAAGUAUAAGGAGCAGAUCUGUGAAAGCUAUGGAGUGCAGUCCCUCGCCCAGUUCUUGGCCACUUGCCACUCAGUAAAGGCUCAAGAAGAGGUGCAGGUUCUGCUGGACUCUUUGGGCCAUGGCAAUCCCAAGUACCAGAACCAAGUCUGCAGCGGGCUUGUGGCUGUGCUCGCAUGUCCCUCCCCCCGAGCCCAGCAGCUGGCUCUGCAGACACUCAGAGCCAUGCAGGAUGUGCUGGGAGAGGCUCCCUCUGUCCUUGUGGAGCCCGUGCUGGGAGUGCUGUGCUCGAUGCACCGGGAGGUCCAGCACGAAGCCAUCCAGCUGCUGAAGGUCCUCAUGGCCCGCGAGGUCCGGCCGGCCCUGCUGAAGAGCCUGGUUGCGUUACUGACGCCAUCCAGGAAGAAAGAGUUUGCCUUCUGCGAGGAGCCCGGCCGAGACCCAGCUGCACUUUGCCUGAGGGAGAGCACUCUGGUUCAUUUUCAGCAGGCAGCUGCUGCAAAAGCCAUUGGUGUCUUGGCCAAGGAGUCAGCAGAAGUGGCUGAAGAGCUGAUCCAGCUGAAAGUGGUACACGGCCUGAUGGUUGCUGUGGGAAACCUGGAUCAUGUAGCCAGCCAGAGACAUGCCAGCAUCUCCCUGCAGUAUUUUGUCCGCACGUUUCCCUCUGUGGAGGAGUGUGUAAAGAAGGCACUAGGACACACAGUGUUCCAGCACUUUAUGGACAGUCCUGAAACCUGGUACACAAAAAUGGAUCCAGUCCAAGCUGAAGAAAUGGCCUCCAGUAUGGCUGACAUCUCCAGAGACAUGGCAAGGAUCCAGUCCACAGAAGGUGUGUACAGCACUAGGGGUACAGUCAGUUAA
Molecule: messenger RNA, 1272 nt
Organism: Chaetura pelagica (chimney swift)
Lineage: Eukaryota; Metazoa; Chordata; Aves; Apodiformes; Apodidae
Gene: ARMH1
Product: chromosome unknown open reading frame, human C1orf228
Exons: 10
Coding region: 4-1272 (422 amino acids)
Source: RefSeq, a predicted model, not a curated record